Sclerotinia borealis F-4128 is the source of this 963-nucleotide messenger RNA. Lineage: Eukaryota; Fungi; Ascomycota; Leotiomycetes; Helotiales; Sclerotiniaceae. The record is from the annotation of a GenBank genome assembly.
AUGGAUUUCUCCAAAUUCCAAGCCUUUGGCAAGAACGUCUCUGCCUCGUUCACACCUUUCGCGGCUCGAACGCAACAAUAUGUCAAGGAGAGACUUGGACAGUCCGAGGAUAAGACUCAACUUCCUCCCGAUUACAUUGAGUUGGAGAAAAGGGUCGAUGCAUUGAAGAAAGUUCACCAGAAGAUGCUAUCUGUCACCUCAAAUUACUCCCACGAAGGGUACGAUUAUCCACAAAAUUUGUCGGAAUCAUUCAACGAUCUCGGCCGCACCGUCUCCGAGAAAGUCCAACUCCUCUCCUCUGCUACCUCCUCCGCCGAAGCCCAAGCUGCCCUUACUGCUCCUCCCUCCGCCAAACCCCAACCGAAAACCUUCAAUCAUGCCAUCGCUCGCGCCUCUUUAGCAUCUAGCCAAAUCCUUCAACAACAAAAUGCCUCUGGAAAUGAAGAUCCUUUGGCUACCGCUCUUGAGAAGUAUGCGCUUGCCGAAGAACGUGUUGGAGAAGCAAGACUCGCACAAGAUAGUCAAAUUCAAAGCCGUUUUCUCGCAGGUUGGUCUACGACACUGAAUACUAAUUUGAUGUUUGCGACGCGUGCCAGGAAGAGUGUGGAGAACUCGAGGUUAUUGCUUGAUGCUGCAAAGGCAAGGGCUAAGAACCCAGGCUGGCAUUUACCAGGACAAGCAGCUCCUCAACAUGAUGGCCAAGAGGAUGAGGUUGCGAGUGAAGAAGCUAGAGUAGAGAUUGAGCAGGCAGAGGAUGAGUUUGUUGGACAAACUGAAGAAGCUGUUGGUGUUAUGAAGAAUGUCCUCGAUACCCCCGAACCCCUCCGAAACCUUGCCGAUCUUAUCGCCGCCCAGCUCGAAUUCCACAAGAAGGCAUAUGAAAUACUUAGUGAACUUGCCCCCGUCGUUGACGGUCUUCAAGUUGAGCAAGAAGUGAGACGCUCCGAGGCAUUUUCCGCCUGA